Molecule: messenger RNA, 234 nt
Organism: Fulvia fulva
Lineage: Eukaryota; Fungi; Ascomycota; Dothideomycetes; Mycosphaerellales; Mycosphaerellaceae
Exons: 1
Coding region: 1-234 (77 amino acids)
Source: RefSeq, a predicted model, not a curated record
AUGCAAAUGCAACAGCAACAACGAUUUGUGCUGUGGCGCCGAGAGUAUCUCCAAAAAUCAUCCACAAUGCACGCCUGCCUUUGUCUCAGCGGCCUUUUCUCCUCCAGCGCCGGCGCUAAAACCAAGAAAUCGAAAUGCAGUGCAUGUGCCAUGCCAUGUCCCUUUCCUUACCAAAAAGACUUUUCCGCCGAGAUACCGUCAUGUCGCGCGGUAGCAAGCUCGGACUUCGUGUGA